AUUAACUUCGUCUCGCGAUCCCGCGCGCGCUCUUCUACCCUGCUGUCCCUGUCUCGCUCCACUAGACUUGCAAACUUUCAGGCUUUAACAAAGACUCUAAAACUGCCUUUAGAUUUUCGUAAGGGAAGUCUGCGGUUUGUGGCGUGUCUGCAGAUAUUAUCUACCUGUAACAUGUAAACGCAAUCUCCUCAUCCCCCAGUUCGGUUUGUGCACCGCUCUUGAGUUAUACCGACACUUCACAAGGAUCUCAGAGGCAUUUCCGUUCAUUAGCUAUUAUUAACAGGAAUUCUGCAGAGCUUGUGCUUUCGGUUAAAAUGUGGCAGUAUAAGCCGAUAUGCAGGAUGUGUGCUAGUUUAUUACUGAUCUUACUAGUGUGCUUUACUCCCUUGCAAUCGGUUCCUGCAAGUACAAGGACUUUAUUAAGGAGAGCACUACAUCUAAGAGUGGCAGAUAAGUACGAUGACUAUGAAUAUCCUCUACAUUCACAGGUGUCACAGUUUCAAAAGAAUGACCGCUGUCCUCCUCCACCACAGAUGUUGCCCGAAAGAGCCUGUGAUGUCCCGAGCUGCCGAUCUGAUUCAGUGUGUGAAAGGCACAAACGCUGUUGUUAUAAUGGAUGUAUUUAUGCCUGUUUAGAAUUAGUUCUACCACCACCAGUUCUUGACUGGUUGGUACAGCCAAAACCACGAUGGCUGGGGGGUAACGGAUGGUUACUGGAUGGACCUGAGGAAGUGCUACAAGCGGAAACCUGCAGUACCACAAAGGAUGAUGAAGAACCUCUCCACUGCCCUACAGGCUAUGAAUGUCAUAUCAUAAAUCCAGGAAAUCCGUCAGAAGGGAUCCCCAACCAAGGACAGUGCAUUAAGCACAAAAACUCAGUUUCUAGGCAAAGAAUAAGAAAUCAUUCUGCUCAGAAUUAAAAGGCUUCAAGAAAUGAAUGGUACAAUAGUUUCUAAAGUUUUGGACAAAGAGUUUCUGAGAACAUGGUUUGCUGUCCUGGAAUAAUUUUAAUUUGCCUUACAUAUCCAAUAAAUAUUAUGAUUGCUCAAA
Protopterus annectens (West African lungfish) is the source of this 1050-nucleotide messenger RNA. It is a transcript of the gene WFDC1, whose product is annotated as WAP four-disulfide core domain 1. The coding region runs from base 315 to 920 and encodes 201 amino acids. Gene Ontology annotation, molecular function: peptidase inhibitor activity. Gene Ontology annotation, cellular component: extracellular region. Gene Ontology annotation, biological process: regulation of cell growth. The transcript is spliced from 5 exons. Lineage: Eukaryota; Metazoa; Chordata; Ceratodontiformes; Protopteridae. The record is from RefSeq and is a predicted model, not a curated record.